Messenger RNA from Miscanthus lutarioriparius, 1407 nucleotides. The record is from the annotation of a GenBank genome assembly. NCBI's taxonomy places the organism in Eukaryota, Viridiplantae, Streptophyta, Magnoliopsida, Poales, Poaceae.
AUGGAGCAGGCGGCGCCGCUGCUCGUCAAGAGGCGGAGCGGCAGCGCGGCGGUGCAGGGCGGCGACGAGGGGGCGCCCAGGACGUACGCGGAGGCCUGGGAGGCGUUCCUCCGGGAGGCGGAGCGGCUGUGGGUGAUGGCGGCCUUCAACAUCCUCUGCCUCUACGGCAUCAACUCCGACACGCAGCUCUUCGCGGGCCGCCUGGGCAACCUGGAGCUGUCGGCGGCCGCCGUGGGCCUCUCCGUCGUCUCCACCUUCUCCUUCGGCUUCCUCCUCGGGAUGGGCAGCGCGCUGGAGACGCUGUGCGGGCAGGCGUACGGCGCGGGGCAGCUGGACCUGCUGGGCGUCUACGCGCAGCGGUCGUGCGUCAUCCUCGCCGCGUCCGCGCUCCUGCUGUCGCCGCUCUACCUCCUGGCGGGGCCCGUGCUGCGCGCGCUGGGGCAGGACCAGGCGGUGGCGGUGGCGGCGGGGGACUUCACGCUGCGCACGCUCCCGCAGCUCUUCUCGCUGCCGCUGGCGUUCCCGACGCAGAAACUCCUGCGGGCGCAGGGCGAGGUCGGGGCGCUCGCGUGGAUCGGCGCAGCCGCGCUGGCGGCGCACGUCGCCAUGCUCGCGCUCUUCGUCCCCGUCCUCGGGUGGGGACUCUCCGGGGCCGCAGCCGCCUACGACGUCACGUCCUGGCUCGUCGCGCUCGCGCAGGUGGCGUACGUGACGCGACGCUGCAGGGGAAGAGGGUGGGACGGCCUCUCGUGGGACGCGUUCCGGGGGCUAUGGCCAUUCGCCAGGCUCUCCCUCGCCUCCGCCGUCAUGCUCUGCCUCGAGGUCUGGUACAUGACGGUGCUCGCCGUCCUCACUGGACGCCUCGACGACGCAGAGAUCGCCGUCGGAUCCGUGUCCAUAUGCAUGAACCUGAACGGUUGGGAGGCGAUGCUGUUCAUCGGGCUGAACGCAGCCAUCAGCGUGCGCGUGUCCAACGAGCUGGGCUCCGGCCGGCCGCGCGCCGCCAAGCACGCGGUGGCGGCGGUGGUGGCGCAGUCGCUGGCCAUGGGGCUGCUGGCCAUGGCGCUGGUGCUGGCGUACCGCAACAGCUUCGCGGUGCUCUUCACGGGCGACCGCGACAUGCAGGCAGCCGUGGGGAAGGUGGCGCACCUGCUGGCGGCCACCAUGGUGCUCAACAGCGUGCAGCCGGUGAUCUCCGGGGUGGUCAUCGGCGGCGGCUGGCAGGCGCUCGUGGCCUACAUCAACCUCGGCUGCUACUACGCCUUCGGCCUGCCCCUCGGGUUCUGCCUCGGCUACCUCCUCCGGCUUGGCGCUCAGGGGAUCUGGGCCGGCAUGUUGUGCGGCACUGGCUGCAGACGGCCAUCCUGCUGCUCGUCAUCUGGAGGACGGACUGGGAAGCCGAGGUGA